This is a messenger RNA of Zingiber officinale, 804 nucleotides long. Its product is annotated as transcription factor JAMYB-like. The coding region runs from base 29 to 709 and encodes 226 amino acids. The record is from RefSeq and is a predicted model, not a curated record. NCBI's taxonomy places the organism in Eukaryota, Viridiplantae, Streptophyta, Magnoliopsida, Zingiberales, Zingiberaceae. Gene Ontology annotation, cellular component: nucleus. The transcript is spliced from 3 exons. Gene Ontology annotation, biological process: regulation of DNA-templated transcription. Gene Ontology annotation, molecular function: DNA-binding transcription factor activity; sequence-specific DNA binding.
ACCACCACCGUCGCCACCGGGAGAGCAGAUGGAGGAACUCCGGAGAGGGCCGUGGACGGUGGAGGAGGAUCUCUUGCUCGUCCAGGUCGUGGCGGAGCACGGCGAGGGCCGGUGGAACGCGCGGGCGAGCCACGCAGGUGCCUUGUUUAAACCUUUGAAGGGGUUGAAACGCAGCGGGAAAAGUUGUAGACUACGUUGGCUCAAUUAUCUUCGCCCUGAUGUUCGGCGCGGUAACAUCACCGCGGAGGAGCAGCUCCUCAUUCUGGAGUUGCAUUGCCGUUUCGGAAACCGGUGGUCGAAAAUCGCUCAACACUUGCCGGGAAGGACUGAUAAUGAAAUAAAGAACUAUUGGAGGACCCGGGUGCAAAAGCAUGCGAAGCAACUCCGUUGCGACAUCAACAGCAAGACAUUUCGAGACAUCGUACACUUUGUAUGGAUGCCACGCCUCUUGGAGCGCAUCCAUGUGGACAACGAUCGCACCGUUGGAUCGUCGUUGAUAACUUCAUCAGAAGAGCACUCAAAUUUUACUAACCCUAAUUCGACCAUUGUGCAAGUUCAAGGAGAUCAACGGGACGACAAAGUAAAUACAGAGUCGACUAACGGAGAUUUCCCGAUCGGUUACGAAGAGGAGAAUUGGGACAUUGAACAAGAUGGAUGGACCAUAAAUGAUCUAUUGAACGAGUAUAAUACAUGGGACAUCGAAAAUUAGUAGUUUAGGGUUCGAUUAGGAUUUAUCUCUUUCAAAAUGUAUUGACAAAUCUACAUCGAGCCUGAACUAGACUUGGACUUUGGUUGAGCCCACUA